AUCAGAUCCAUGACACCGCUGCACAAUUGCCGAAUCGCCGAUGACGUCCCGUUCCGUUGCGACGGGACGCCACCCGCAUUUCGCCGCAACCCCGAGUCCGUUCUUGUUUCUGGUCAAGCAAGCAAUCGACUUCCGAGGCAAGCCGAGUCCGGAAGUGGACGUCGGCAUCAACGUCCGCGCCUAACAGCCUCAUGCGCUUUCAGCCCGCAACUCGCUGUCUAGCCCUCGCUCAGCAACUGCGAAGUCCCUGGUACCGAACGUUUUCGACAUUCAACAAUCCUGCCGCAAUGGCCGCUGUCAACGGCUCCUCAUCGGCUCAAAGCCCUGGAGAGGGCGUGGCGCUCGCGGCGCUCCCCAAGUCAUGGCACUUUACGUCCGCGCUUCCCGCAGAUUCCCUCUUUCCGACGCCGGCCGACAGCCACAAGGCAUCGCGCGAGGAUCUCGGUCCCCGCCAGGUGCGCGGCGCCCUGUUCACAUGGGUCCGGCCCGAGACGCAGAGGGACCCGGAACUGCUCGCUGUGUCUCCCGCAGCAAUGCGCGACCUGGGCUUGGCGCUAUCCGAAGCUGAGACGGAAGAGUUCAAGCAGACAGUAGCAGGGAACAGAAUCCAAGGGUGGGACUCCGAGACCCUCUCCGGGCCGGGCUAUCCCUGGGCGCAAUGCUACGGUGGCUACCAGUUCGGAGACUGGGCGGGACAGCUCGGAGACGGAAGGGCAAUCAGCUUGUUCGAGGCGACAAACCCUCACACAGGGGUACGGCAUGAAGUGCAGCUCAAGGGGGCUGGCAUUACUCCCUACAGCCGCUUCGCCGACGGCAAGGCCGUUUUGCGCAGCAGCAUCCGCGAGUUUGUCGUUAGCGAGGCGCUCCAUGCCCUGGGCAUUCCGAGCACGAGAGCGCUGGCCAUCAGCCUGCUGCCGCACAGCCAUGUCAGGCGGGAGCGCAUCGAGCCCGGCGCCAUCGUGGUGCGGUUCGCGCAGAGCUGGCUGCGCUUCGGCACUUUUGACCUCCUUCGCGCCCGUCACGACCGGGCCAACCUCCGCCUCCUCGCAACCUACGUCGCUGAGGAUGUCUUUGGCGGGUGGGAGAACCUCCCCGGUCGCCUCGACGACCCGGCCGACCCAUCCAAGAGCCCGGAACCCCCGCGCGGCAUCCCCAAGGACGAGCUUCAAGGGCCCGCCGGCGCCGAAGAGAACCGCUUCGCGCGCCUCUACCGCGAGAUCGCGCGGCGCAACGCGCUCACCGUCGCCAAGUGGCAGGCCUACGGGUUCAUGAACGGCGUGCUCAACACCGACAACACGUCCAUCUUCGGCCUGUCCAUGGACUUCGGCCCCUUCGCGUUCAUGGACAACUUCGACCCGAGCUACACGCCCAACCACGACGACCACUUCCUGCGGUACAGCUACCGCACGCAGCCCGGCGCAAUCUACUGGAACCUGGUCCGGCUCGGCGAAGACCUGGCCGAGUUGUUCGGCGCCGGGCCGGACGUCGACUCGCCGACCUUCAUGGACAAGGGCGUGUCCAAGGAAGCCGAACCGGGCAUCAUCGCCCGCGCCGAGAAGAUCAUCGAGCAGGCAGGCGAGGAAUACAAAUCCGUCUUCCUCGCCGAAUACAAGCGCUGCAUGGCCCUGCGCCUCGGGCUGAAAACCCAACAGCCGACCGACUUCGACGAGGUCCUCUCCCCCUUACUGGACACCAUGCAGGAGCUCGAACUCGAUUUCCACCACUUCUUUCGCCGCCUCUCUACCCUGGCCGUGUCCGCCCUCGCCACGCCCGAAGACCGCCUCGCGCACGCGAGCCGCUUCUUCUACGCCGAAGAAGCCGUCACCGAGGCAGGGAAGCAGCGGAUCGCCGACUGGCUCGCGCGCUGGCGGGAGCGUGUGGUAGAGGACUGGGGAAGUGAAAGCGGCGGCGGCGGCGGCGGUGGUGGUGCCGUGUCAGACGCGGUAGACGCGGAGCGUAUGGCGGCCAUGAAGCGGGUGAACCCGAACUUUGUGCCGCGAGGCUGGAUCCUCGACGAGCUGAUUCGGCGGGUGGAGAGGGAAGGGGAGAGGGAGGUGCUGAAGCGGGCGAUGCACCUGGCACUGCAUCCGUUCGAGGACAGUUGGGCCGGGAGGGAGUUCGAUGGGGUGGUGUAUGAGGGCGACAAGGACGAGGAAGCGAGGUGGACGAGUGAUCCGCCACGGACUAAGAGGGCGAUGCAAUGCAGUUGUAGCUCGUGAAGAAGCUUGUGUCAGUAAUUGCGUCGAGGGAAAUGCACUAGACAGUCUUGGAUGCCUCGGAUGAACAUUCCAUUGGGUUGCUCUAUUUUGGCCAAGUGGGACAACAAUGAUCAUCUUUGCAGAGCUGACUCGCUAACAGUAUGGCAUGUCAUGGACAACGAGCAUGUCAUGCUUCUAUGCGAACCACGGGACAAGAAAGGAGUAAUAAUCAUCGAAUGUGGUUAA
This is a messenger RNA of Chaetomium strumarium, 2444 nucleotides long. RefSeq lists its product as uncharacterized. The coding region runs from base 192 to 2219 and encodes 675 amino acids. Gene Ontology annotation, biological process: protein adenylylation. Gene Ontology annotation, cellular component: mitochondrion. Gene Ontology annotation, molecular function: AMPylase activity. The record is from RefSeq and is a predicted model, not a curated record. The transcript has 2 exons. NCBI's taxonomy places the organism in Eukaryota, Fungi, Ascomycota, Sordariomycetes, Sordariales, Chaetomiaceae.